ACGUUAAGUGACAGCUGUCAUAAAAAAUUAUAAAUUGGGAAUUUUGAGAAAUUCUAAACGAUAUAUGCGAAUACUGAUAUACUACAGGAAAAUAUGAAACCCCUGUCAAUGAAUAAUAAAGGCGACAUUCAAAUCGACUUAAACCAAGUCAGGAUAGAUAUAAAAUGUGGUAUUCGCGAAUGUACAGAUCGCGGUUUAAUGCAAACUACAAAGUGGUUGGCCGAAUUAAAUUAUGCUCUUAGGGACCACAAAAUUUCUUAUGAUGAUUCUCAAGAACUAAGGGAUGACGGUAUCUCUCCAGAAGACCGAGAUGCCUAUAUAUUAGCAAAAAGCUAUUUUGAUUGCCAAGAAUACGACAGAGCAGCAAAUUUCCUAGAGAAUUGCACAAGUCCCAAAUGUGUUUUUCUCCAUAAAUAUUCCCAGUAUAUGUCUAGUGAAAAAAAGCGAAUGGACAAUGCCACACAUGCAGGUGCUGAAAAUACAGAAUGCACACAAGUAUUGUUGGAUCUGCUGUCAUUCUUUAAGGCAAACCGCAACAACCUAGAUGGUUACUUACUUUACUUAGAAGGUGUUGUGUUAAAAAAGUUAGACUUACGAAGUCAGGCUGUAACAGUCUUGCAAGCUGCAAUAUCUGCUGCUCCUACUCUCUGGGCAGCAUGGGUAGAAUUAGCUGGUCUAGCUAAUGAAUAUGAGGCACUAGACUCCUUACAACUGCCAAAACAUUGGAUGAUGUACUUCUUUGCAGCUCAUGCAUUUGUAGAACUAAAGUUGUCUGAACAAGCUCUUGAAGCGUACAAUACAUUGGCUGCAGCUGGUUUUAAUAAGAGUACUUAUGUCACAGCACAGAUGGCUAUCGCACAUCAUGAUAGAAGAGAUGUGGACUCGUCAUUAGCUUUGUUUCGAGAGUUGUACCAAAAUGAUCCUUACAGGCUUGACAACUGGGAUGUUUACUCUCAUCUCCUUUAUUUAAAGGAGAAACGAAUGGAACUUGCUAAUUUGGCACAAAAGGCUGUAUCAAUUGACAAAUACAGAGUGGAGACAUGUUGUGUUAUAGGAAAUUAUUACAGUUUGCGAGGGGAACAUCAAAAAGCAGUAGUGUACUUCCAAAGAGCAUUGUCCUUAGACCCACAAUACUUAUCGGCAUGGAUACUUAUGGGCCAUGAGUUCAUUGAACUGCAAAAUUCGAAUGCUGCUAUUUAUUGUUAUAGGCUAGCUAUAGAUGUAAAUAGGAACGACUACCGCGCAUGGAACGGUCUUGGUCAAGCGUACGAAAUAUUGGGCUUAAAUGGUUACUGCAUUUAUUAUUAUUCAAGAGCAGCACAACUGAAGCCCGACGAUUCCAGAAUGUUGGUCUCCCUUGGCGAAGCAUAUGAGAAGAUGGAUAAAAUACCUAAUGCCUUAAAAUGUUAUUACAAAGCGCACAGUACCGGUGAUAUUGAAGGGAUGGCCUUGUUUAAAUUAGCUAAGUUAUACGAAAAACUGAAUAUGCCGAACAGCGCAGCGGCGGCGUACACGGCGGCCUGCCAGGACCCAGCCAAUGCGGGGAGCAAGGAGUUGCCGACAGCGCAGCAGUACUUAGCACAUUACUAUUUAAGAUUCUCGUUACUAGAUCACGCCGCGCAUUACGCUUACAAAUGUUUGGAACAUGAAAGUACUAAGGAAGCAGGAAAGAGUAUAUUGAAAAUUAUAUCGGAAAAGCGAUUAGCUGCUUCUUCACAGCCGGCGAACCUACCGGAAGAUUUGCCCGAAGCCAUCAGAAACGUCUCUGCGGUGUCCAUCACGCAAGAUACGCCAAAGACUCCACUGCCCAGCCCCAACGUGACGCCAGAUAAUUUCUCCACGCCAGUUCUAACACGGAAAAGCAGUAAAUAUAAAAUGUGACAUACAGCUGACCGAAGAACUAAAAUGUAAUGCAAGAGAGUAACGUAAAUGAAUGUAAUAAAGACAGGUAUAAAAUAAA
Manduca sexta (tobacco hornworm) is the source of this 1960-nucleotide messenger RNA. Its product is annotated as cell division cycle protein 23 homolog. NCBI's taxonomy places the organism in Eukaryota, Metazoa, Arthropoda, Insecta, Lepidoptera, Sphingidae. Gene Ontology annotation, molecular function: protein binding. The record is from RefSeq and is a predicted model, not a curated record. The transcript is spliced from 7 exons. Gene Ontology annotation, biological process: cell division. Gene Ontology annotation, cellular component: anaphase-promoting complex. The coding region runs from base 94 to 1881 and encodes 595 amino acids.